Molecule: messenger RNA, 497 nt
Organism: Colletotrichum godetiae
Lineage: Eukaryota; Fungi; Ascomycota; Sordariomycetes; Glomerellales; Glomerellaceae
Exons: 1
Coding region: 138-449 (103 amino acids)
Source: RefSeq, a predicted model, not a curated record
CUCUCCUGUUCUAUUGCAGACGAGGAGACACUCUCCUAUUCUGCCCUAGACAGAGGUUUAGGGGUUGAAUCUAGUGAAAGGAACCCCUUCAAAACAGAAAAGAGCCCGAGAAAAGGGAAGGAGAUAUUACAACAAAGAUGUCGAGGUUCGUGUCGGCGGGGGCGAUUAAUGCCGAGACGGGGGAGGCUGUGGUUGAAGAUACGACUACCAUGGCGACGACGACGAAUGCCGGUGGUGCUGGAUCUGCGAGCAAGGCUGCUGAGGCGAAGAAGAGUGCUGAAUGGGAGAUUGUGCAGAGGGAGCUCGAUGCGGAGAGGAAAAGGAGGGAGGAGGCGCGGGUGAAGAGCGUUGAGGGCGGGGAAAAGAGUUUGUAUGAUGUUUUGCAGGCUAACAAAGGUGAGUCUUUUUUACCCCUCUCUCUUCUCUUCAACUCCUUUAUCUUUACUUGACCCCUUUUCUAUGGCGAUCAGAAAUGCAAAAGAGGAAGUUUAAGGGGA